GAUUACAAUUAACUUUGAUUCCUGUGGUAUUUUAGUCUUAUCAUUAGACUAAUAGAUUUAUUAAUCACCAUAUGAUUGUCUAUUUAUGUAUAAAUAGUGAUUCUAAAUCAUUUAAAUUAUUCAGUUGAUUGUUGGUUGUUCAGAGGUUUUUCUUGAAAUUUUUGUUAAUUCCACAGUUAAAAAGUUAAUCAUGAUUAAGGUUAAUGUGUUUAUCCUUUUGCUAACUGUUUAUAUUAUUAAUCACUCAUCAGCAGCUCCAAAUAAACCUAAAGGAAAUUUAUCUUGUCCGGAACAAUUAAAAGAAGUGGACAGAAUAUUUAAAGUAUUAUUGUUAAUCAGUAAACGAAGAUUACUUCCCAAAGAUGAUGCUAAGCACACCGAAUACUGCAAGGACGUUACAUCACUCGGAAAAAAGGUAAAUCGAUACUCUAAAUGUGAAAAGCCGUUCGCAGCUCAAGUGUUGACGAUUCUCUCCAAUGGUGUGAAAAAGCCGAUAAAAUAUAUUUGCAACGAAAAGAAACAAGUUUCAAUGGAAAACUUUGGCUGUAUGACAGAUCAAUUUAUCGACCAAUUAAACGAGAAAGAAAGUUACCUGAUCAAGAAUCUAAAGUAUAUCACCAAUAAUGCUUCGAGUGCCGAAGCUCUUCCGCUUUUCUGUUGUUCAAUGGUCGAUUUUCUGGACAGUUUGACCAAAAUCGAACCAGCUAAAUGUUCAUCCUCACCUAAUGUUCACACAGGUAAAUUUAUUCAUCAAAGAAUCAGCUCAGGAGCUGCUGAUGUUUUGGAUCUCGUUUGUUCAACUUAUAAAAAUGUGAAAACUUGUGAUGAAAAAAUACCUUCAGUGAUGACCACCCUUCGGACACCAGCACCAAAGGGUUUCUCAAUCGACAAGGAGCCAUUUGCAACCUAUUUCAUCGGUGCUGUUACCAAAAUGUCAUAAAUCCCUCAGGCAAUGAAAAAAUAUUGAUGUUCAUUGAAAUACUAUUUAAAAAUAUCGAUCCAAACAAGAAAAUAUCAACUAAAUUAUUUUAAGUUUACCAAUUUAUUAGCAAUUUAACUGGUACAUUGGUACUUUUUGCAUCCACAAAUUGAAAGCUGAUUAAACAAUCGAUUUAAUUGUUAUUAGCAUUAUGAUUAUCUUUUUUAUAUUAAAAGUAAUUCAAUCUAA
Panonychus citri (citrus red mite) is the source of this 1168-nucleotide messenger RNA. RefSeq lists its product as uncharacterized. Bases 191 to 940 code for a protein of 249 amino acids. The record is from RefSeq and is a predicted model, not a curated record. The transcript has 4 exons. Lineage: Eukaryota; Metazoa; Arthropoda; Arachnida; Trombidiformes; Tetranychidae.